UAGAGAUCACCUUUGACAUUGGUCCUGCGAGUAAUACGGAGGGCCCCGCACGCGACCUGGACAAUCCCUACGCUCGUUCAAUGGUCAUUAUAACUGGUACUUUGACCACAUCUUACAAACAGUCCGUUACUCUUGUACACGGCUCAAUCUGGACAACAGUGUUCAAUCUCGAGGCUACUACAGUAGGAAACAUAAAAAAGGUAACAAACAUCUUCAAAGGGUCAUGGUAAGGAUACUAAGACUAAAAGGGGGCGCGGAAUAGGUGAAGGUUUUACCGGUUACAAUGAUGCUGUUCACCGGAACGACAAGCUGUGGCGUCAAUGGAGUAUUACUGUCAUUGGCGCUUCCUGUCAAGACUUGCGCUAGGGCCGUAGAUGAAACCGAUUCGAAGGGAAGAUUGAAUGUUACAGCGGAAGCGGUAUCCACUAUAUUAGCGACUUUGAUAAUGAUCUCGUUGGGUACUGUCGAUGUCUGUCGGACUACGCUCCAAAACAACGUGCCAUCAAGGUCCGGUAAGGUGCUUGGUACGUAUUCGUCCCCGCGGUUUUUGCUAAAGAGCUUCUGAGGAUAGUAGCUCGUUGAGAGAUAAACUGAUCCGGCGUCAAAAGAGAUCAAGUUAGGAGGACGAGAGCGUAUCAGAAGAUCAAAACAACGAGGAAGAAGACUUGCGACUUCUUAUGAGUGAUGAUUUUGAGAGGGAGCUAAACGAGGAGGACGAGCAUGAAGUACAGGAAAGCCCAGAGGAUGAAGAGGAAGAGGAGGAUGGGGAGGAAGUGGAAGAGGAAGAUGACGAGGGUGGGGGCGACGAUCAGGAUGAAGACAUAGACUACAACGACGAUGGCUAUGGCGACUAUUGAUAUUCUCACGUUGAUA
Molecule: messenger RNA, 873 nt
Organism: Desarmillaria tabescens
Lineage: Eukaryota; Fungi; Basidiomycota; Agaricomycetes; Agaricales; Physalacriaceae
Exons: 5
Coding region: 284-565 (93 amino acids)
Source: RefSeq, a predicted model, not a curated record